AUGAAUGGUAUCCUUCCAGCUCCCAUUGGAAACUUGUCUACUUCUCUUUCCAGGUUUUCAGCAUCUAACUGCAGCAUUAGAAUUGGAAAUUUGAGGAAUUUGGAAAUUUUGGAUUUGUCCAAGAAUCAACUCACCGGAUUCAUCCCAACUACAUUUCAAGUAGGUUGUACGCUUCAGUUGGAAAGAGCGCCACCCCAAUUCGUUUAUUUUUGUGGUAUACAGCAUUUGGAUUUAUACAAGAAUCAACUCACAGGAUUCAUCCCGACUACAUUUUCAAUUGGUUGUGGGCUUGAGUCACUCAACUUGAAUGGUAAUAAGUUGGCAGGAUCAUUACCCCAAUCCCUUUCAAAUUGUCGAAGGCUGCAGGUUCUUGAUAUUGGAAACAACAAAAUACAAGACACAUUUCCAGUUUGGACCAGAAAUCUCACUAAUCUUGGCUUCCUGAUAUUGAGAUCCAACAACUUAAGUGGUACCGUUCCUUCUCUCACUUACUAUACUACUCUUCCAUUCCUCCCCAUGUUGCAGGUUUUCGAUAUAUCCCACAAUGCAUUCAUCGGCAAUCUGCCCCAAGUAUAUGUGAGGAAUCUUAAAGUAGUGAUUGAUGCACGGGAGAAUCAUCAAGGAGAAUACGAGUUGCCGUUUCGGUUUAUACUUCCCAUUCCGAGUAUUCCAUUUUAUGCAUAUUCGUUUACAUUAACAGUGAAAGGUUCGGAUCUAGAAUAUAAGAGAAUUUUGAUAGCCUUGACAACAAUUGACAUGUCAUCCAACAGAUUCUCAGGCAGUAUACCAAAUUCCAUAGGAGAUUUAAAUUCCUUGAGUAAUAUGAAUCUGUCUCACAAUUACCUCACAGGAGAGCCCUUGCCUCCAGUGAUGCUGCAAGAAGAAGAUGGUCAUGAUUAUGGUAUUCUAGAGGGAUUUUGUUGGGAGGCAGUUGUUUCCGGGUAUGGAUGUGGAUUCGUAAUCGGUCUGAUUGUGGGUUGUCUGAUUCUCGGGUAUGGAAGGCCUAAAUGGUUGGUGGAGUGGAUCUACAGAUUUUACAGGAUAAAGACGAGAAGCCGUAGAAGAAAUGUGGCACCACAAAGAAGAAGAUAA
Molecule: messenger RNA, 1092 nt
Organism: Salvia splendens (bonfire salvia)
Lineage: Eukaryota; Viridiplantae; Streptophyta; Magnoliopsida; Lamiales; Lamiaceae
Product: receptor-like protein 9DC3
Exons: 2
Coding region: 1-1092 (363 amino acids)
Molecular function (GO): protein binding
Source: RefSeq, a predicted model, not a curated record